Lactuca virosa is the source of this 363-nucleotide messenger RNA. The record is from the annotation of a GenBank genome assembly. NCBI's taxonomy places the organism in Eukaryota, Viridiplantae, Streptophyta, Magnoliopsida, Asterales, Asteraceae.
AUGAAAUGGUCCUCUGUAUGUUGGCCAUCAUCCGUAGCCGACGUAUUCGGACGAAUUCGAGACAUGGAAAAGAUCAGGACUAAGCUCAUUGUUGACGCAUUCCGAGAUACUCAAUCCAUGCUUCCACUGAUUCCUGAUCCGACGAUAGUUCAGAUUGAUGAAGGGUGUCCCACCCGGAAACAUGAUGAUCUCCCUGAAGAGCCUCUGAUGCCUCCUCCAUCUGAAUUUUUCAUCACAAAAUCCGGUCAACAAAUCAUUUCUUAUUUUUCUGGAAAAAGCGAAAAUCAUCAAGACAAAGGAAAACAGAUUGCAACAGACUCUGACAGCCCAAUGAAGACAUUCAAAAAAUACUAUGUCUCUUAG